Molecule: messenger RNA, 2448 nt
Organism: Stegastes partitus (bicolor damselfish)
Lineage: Eukaryota; Metazoa; Chordata; Actinopteri; Pomacentridae
Product: hematopoietic progenitor cell antigen CD34
Exons: 8
Coding region: 136-1188 (350 amino acids)
Biological process (GO): cell adhesion
Cellular component (GO): membrane
Source: RefSeq, a predicted model, not a curated record
UUUAUCCACCCUGUCCCGCUCUGGGUAAGAGGAAACCCUGAACUGCUUCGGCUCGACCAGCUUUGCCCUUUUCUCUUUCUCUUUCCCUCUCUUUUUCACUCACACCCGUUGGACGUGUGCGCGCUCAGGACCAGAAUGGCAGCAUCAUCUGCACAGAACACACACAGGCCCUGCAAAAUGUUAGCUUUCGCUUUGCUUCUCAUCACCUCACUCUUCAGUGCAGGAGUCAUGGCACAGGAGGAUGAGGUUGUUGCAGCCACAGUGCCACUUGUGGACGCAUAUAUACGAGGAGACAUGAUUCCAUUGACGACCGCAGUUCCAGAGACAGAGGACCCACAAGGUCAAAUCCUGGUUCUCCCUACUAUGGAAUCUCUCGAGCCUACUGAACAGACUACAGCAGCAGCAGCAACAAAGGCAGCAGGAGACAAUGACAACGACAGGCCUGCAACUCCAGAGGAAGUAGGUGAUGAAGGAAUUGAAUUCACAGUUAAUGUGCUGACUGAAAACCCUGAAAUCGUGGAACCAGAGACCCCAGCACCUAUUCCUUCUAGAGGCGACGGCCCUGGUGACAAAAAACAGCCAGUGUCGGUGCAGGAUGAUGUCGUCUGUGUGAGCAAAGAGGCUGUCCAGGACAAAAACGCUGUCAGUCUAAAACUCAAGGCAUCCUCCAACUGCAAAAACACAAAAGUGAAGAUUGAAAGUGUUCUGCAGGAGCUGUGUGGGGAAGACUGUAAACUAGAGAUUUACCAGGAAGACAACACAGAUGAAAUCCUUGUGUCUGGGAAGUAUGUUGAAGAUGAUGUGGCAGGCAUGGCCAACAAGUUCAACAAUGACAACAUUAAAGACAAGACGGACGUGGAGGAGGCUGUUCCUCGCUGGGGCAGGAACUCUAAGUUGGUGCUGGUUUCCUUGCUGCUGACUGGCCUGUUGUUGGCUGCCCUACUGGUAGCCGGUUAUUACCUCAAGACGCAUCGCAAGAACUCCAAAGGAGUCAGACUGGCCGAGUCUUUCCAGGUGGAUGAGGAGAACCAGGCCAAUACCCUGGUGUCUGUGGCCCCCCUGCCCCAGGAGCCUCUUGACAAGCCCACUGUUAAUGGAGAGUCUCCACCAGAAAACGGGACCAACCCCACCCCCACUACUAAUGGACACUCUGCCACCCAGACCCCAGUGGCUGACACGGAGAUGUGAAUCAUGACACCUUCGACCUCCAAUCUCCUGUUCUACCAAUCACCCACUACCCACUCACCCCUCUCUGCUACCACAGUGUCAAAAACACUGAGACAAAUCCGAGCUGAAUCUGUCACAUACAUCCCCCACCCCCCCCUCACCCUGCAGCUCUCCGGAUGAUGACAACAAUGAUGAAGCCCAUGCUGACAAUAUGAUGACAAUGAUGACAGUGCCUGUAAUGUGAAAAGUUUGCGAACACUUACCUUUUGCUGGUGUCAAGUGGAGCCUGCAUACGCUGUUUGGGACUGAGACCGGCUGACAGGGAUUUGUUAGCAGUUCUGACUUCAGUCUAGUUGUAACAGUCUUUGUAGAAUCAUCAAAUAAUGCCAAAUAUGUUCUGUUGAUCCCUGAAGAAGCAGCAGAGAAUGCUCUGUUAUUUGAAUCCAAAACUGCGGGGCAAUGAAACCAAUGAAGCCAGGCAGUUGAACGUUAACUAAUUUUUGUACUGUUGUAAAAAGGACUGACACUCACUGCUUUCUUUCUUCUUUUUUUGUCUGCCUCUGUAUUUGUCUGAAAGUGAAUGAAGGAUGCAUCAAGUUCAAAUUUACUGAAAGUUGCCUACUUUUUCUCAUAUAUAAUUGUCACACUGUAAUUACAUAAAAAAAGAAAGCUGCCAUAUUUUCUUGGUAUCAUUGCUGGUGUUCAUCACAGAAACUAGGAGAUCUGCUGACUAAGUAUUCAUAAACAAAAUUGUUAAAUAAAAAGCAACAAGUAGGAUCUCUAGUUUCACUACGGACCGAAACAAUGCUACCGAGGUUUUAUAAUGUAUCACCUGAAAACUAUGUAAUUGCCUCAAUGCUUUCAACUUUAGCCUACUGAACAACCAAACCUCUGUAACUGACCUCAGGUCAAUGUUUAAUUGGAUCAGGUUGCGAAGUACAUUUCUAUUUUUGUGUUUUUUUUAAAACAUAUUUUGUACAGUUUUUUUUUUUUUAACAAAUGCUAGUUUUCCUACUCUUAUCACUGUCUUAGGGAAUGGUAAAGCCAAAAAAAAAAUCACUGCCAUGAAAUUCCUUCGUAGCCCACAGCAGGUUCAGCAUUCCCAAGACUGCCUUUAUGUCCUUGUUGAUAUGAAACUUUCUUUUUUUACAUCUGUGGUACACAUGUUUUGCUUCUCUUUUAAACAACUGGCUGCUUUCAUAAUGUACUGCAUGUGUAAAUAAGCUUACUUUCUGUUAUUCGUACCUGUGCCUGAUUCAUAAACUGUGACUGUUGACAAUA